Oryzias melastigma (Indian medaka) is the source of this 878-nucleotide messenger RNA. RefSeq lists its product as uncharacterized. Lineage: Eukaryota; Metazoa; Chordata; Actinopteri; Beloniformes; Adrianichthyidae. The record is from RefSeq and is a predicted model, not a curated record.
UUGAAUGUUUUGCUCCAGGGCACACCAAACCACAAUGCCCCCUUGUUGCUCCAAAGUCUUCACCUUCCCAGUCUCAGGGAAACUGAGUGACCUGUAUUUGGAGGGGGGCAGUACGGGUCUCGGAUUAUACUCCCAUUUUGAUAAUCAAUCUAACGCAGAAACUGUCUACUCCUCUGCAUUGGAGUCAAAUUCUAGUCAUGAAACUGUUGUGUACCAAAACAUCCACAAAAUAGGCAGCAGUGACAGCCUCUUUUACACACCUGUGACUAUUGGUGGUUUAGUGAAGUUGGGUGGAAUGCUGGAUAGCGGUUCUAUGGCAUGCAGCAUUAAUGAGAGUACAGUUCAGAAACUGAGAGAGGCUGGUGCUCUUACUGAUGAUAGACAGUUAAGUGUGGAUGUGGUUCUGGUUGGAUGCGGUGGACUUCGUGUUAGACCAAAGUGUGCUUUUGAGUUGGACAUGGAAAUCUACGGAUGUAGAAUGUUGGUCCCUACCCUCGUGGUCCAGGGUCAACAUGAUGACCUCAUUCUUGGAGCUAAUGUCAUAAAGCACAUUUUGCAAAAGUCAAAGAAAUGUGAUUCUUAUUGGCAGACAGUGUCCAGUUCCGGUUCUUCUACAGACCCCGAGUCAUUGCAGUUCAUCUCUAUGCUCUCUGGCCUAAACCCAUGGCAAGGUGAAUCUGUCCCAGACAAAAUCGGCACAGUGAGAUGCAAUUCAGCUACUUGCAUAGAACCUGGCCGCGAGUAUCUUGUUUGGGGUAGGUUGCCAAAGAACACACCUGUGUCCUUGGGAGCUACUGUGCUGACCCAGCCCACUUCCUCCCGUUCAGCUCCCAGAAAUAUCUUGGUUGCUAAAGUUGUGACAUCAUUGUGGGGUGAUA